Messenger RNA from Anarrhichthys ocellatus (wolf-eel), 2481 nucleotides. RefSeq names its product CTP synthase 1a (gene ctps1a). Gene Ontology annotation, biological process: pyrimidine nucleobase biosynthetic process; CTP biosynthetic process. NCBI's taxonomy places the organism in Eukaryota, Metazoa, Chordata, Actinopteri, Perciformes, Anarhichadidae. Bases 237 to 2015 code for a protein of 592 amino acids. The transcript has 18 exons. Gene Ontology annotation, cellular component: cytoplasm; cytoophidium. The record is from RefSeq and is a predicted model, not a curated record. Gene Ontology annotation, molecular function: identical protein binding; CTP synthase activity.
CAUUUCUGUAGUAGUCUCGUGAUCCAAAAUGCUGCUAUAGAUGGUCAAUUUAAGCUAUUUCGCAGUUUUGUUGCUAUGCUUUUAUUAUGAAAGUUGAUACAAAACUAACCGCUUUUAUUUUGAAUUAACUCCCGGGCAUUCUGAUUACAUGGCAUUUGGCGGACUUGACGCUGUGAAAUGGAAAUAGAGAGCACGUUAGCUACUCUUUGUGUUUGCAGACGUGAAGCCAGAGUAGAAUGAUGAAGUACAUCCUGGUAACUGGAGGAGUCAUCUCGGGCAUCGGCAAAGGCAUCAUUGCGAGCAGCGUGGGCACAAUCCUGAAGUCCUGCGGCCUGCAUGUAACUGCCAUCAAGAUCGACCCGUACAUCAACAUAGAUGCAGGCACAUUUUCCCCCUACGAGCACGGGGAAGUGUUUGUGCUGGAUGACGGGGGUGAGGUGGACUUGGAUCUGGGGAACUACGAACGCUUCCUCGACAUCCGGCUGACCAGAGACAACAACUUAACCACCGGCAAGAUCUAUCAGUCGGUCAUCAACAAAGAGAGGAGGGGAGACUACCUGGGAAAGACUGUGCAGGUGGUGCCACACAUCACGGAUGCCAUCCAGGAAUGGGUUGUGAAACAGGCCAAAGUGCCAGUUGAGGAAGAUAAUGUAGAACCUCAAGUUUGUGUAAUAGAGUUAGGAGGCACCGUUGGAGACAUCGAGAGUAUGCCGUUCAUCGAGGCCUUUAGGCAGUUCCAGUUCAAAGUGAAGAGAGAGAACUUCUGCAACAUUCACGUCAGUUUGAUACCACAGCCCAGCGCAACUGGAGAGCAAAAGACCAAACCAACACAGAACAGCGUCCGAGAGCUGAGAGGACUGGGUCUGUCCCCUGAUCUGAUCAUGUGUCGCUGCUCCACCACCCUGGAGAACUCUGUGAAACAGAAGAUCUCCAUGUUCUGCCACGUAGAACCCGAACAGGUCAUCUGUGUGCACGACGUGUCGUCCAUCUACAAAGUGCCGAUACUGCUGGAGCAGCAGGGCGUGGUGGGCUACCUCAGCAGGAGGCUGGACAUGCCCAUAGAGACUCGGCCCAGGAAAAUGCUGACUAAGUGGAAGGAGAUGUCCGACAGGUCAGACAGACUGCUGGAGCACUGCUCGAUAGCGCUGGUCGGGAAGUACACCAAGUUCACCGACUCCUAUGCUUCCGUUAUCAAGGCGCUGGAGCACUCGGCCCUGGCCAUUAGCCACAAAUUGGAAGUUAAGUAUAUAGACUCGGCAUCUUUGGAGCCCAACAUGCUGCAGGAGGAACCGGUGAAAUACCACGAGGCGUGGCAGAAACUCUGCAGUGCGGAUGGCAUCCUGGUUCCAGGAGGUUUUGGUGUCAGAGGAACUGAAGGAAAGAUUCAUGCCAUCAACUGGGCCAGGAAACAGAAAAAACCCUUCCUAGGUGUGUGUCUCGGAAUGCAGUUGGCAGUGUGUGAAUUUGCCAGGAACACACUCGGCUGGACAGAUGCCAACUCAACUGAGUUUGACCCAGAAUCAAAGCAUCCUGUGGUGAUCGACAUGCCAGAACACAACCCCGGGCAGAUGGGCGGAACUAUGAGGCUCGGGAAGAGACGGACCAUUUUCAAGACUAACAACAGUGUACUACGGAAACUUUAUGGAGAUGCAGAAUACGUGGAUGAAAGGCACAGACAUCGCUUUGAAGUCAAUCCUGAGCUCACGAGUCACUUUGAAGAGAAGGGCUUCCGCUUCGUAGGUCAAGACGUUGAAGGGGAAAGAAUGGAAGUCAUAGAGCUGGACGAUCAUCCAUACUUUGUCGGGGUGCAGUAUCACCCAGAGUUCACCUCCCGCCCCAUUAAGCCAUCACCCCCGUAUCUGGGUUUGUUACUGGCUGCAGCCGGGAAGCUUCAGAGCUACCUACAGAAGGGCUGCCGCCUGUCUCCACGGGAUACAUACAGCGAUCGGAGCGGCAGCAGCACCCCAGACUCCGAGAUAUCCGAGUUGAAAUUGCCUUCCAUCUCGAAUGAAUGACUUGGAGUUACAAGAUACUUAUAGAUGAUUUUCACAAGGAUGUUUCAUUUGAGACUUCUUACCACCAAAUACAAUAUGAACUUGACCUACAGAUGUACCAAUGCUUUUUUCAAUAUAUUGUCAGAUUAAUGUGACUCAUAACAAGGCAAUGUACAACAGCAACACAAGUAUAGGAACAUUUCCACAUCAUUGUGGUUCAUGUGUUACAUGAGCCCAGUGGACAACUGGGUUUAAACACUUUUAUCCAAAGCGACUUACAAUUCAGAGAUCAUAUUUUAGGGUUGAGGGCCCUGCACUCAACUUAGUCGCCUUUGCUUUAGGCGGAAAAGGGUCCUAAGUAGUAAAGUGUUCAACAUGUUGCUACUGAUACUUCGCUUACUGUCUCUUGGUUGUAUAUACACUGCUCAAAAAAUUAAAGGAAACACUUAAGCAACACAUCCUAGAUCUGAAUGAAUGAAAUAGUCUU